Carassius carassius (crucian carp) is the source of this 2527-nucleotide messenger RNA. RefSeq names its product Rho guanine nucleotide exchange factor (GEF) 25b (gene arhgef25b). The transcript has 15 exons. Bases 328 to 2055 code for a protein of 575 amino acids. Lineage: Eukaryota; Metazoa; Chordata; Actinopteri; Cypriniformes; Cyprinidae. Gene Ontology annotation, cellular component: cytoplasm; plasma membrane. Gene Ontology annotation, biological process: axon guidance. The record is from RefSeq and is a predicted model, not a curated record. Gene Ontology annotation, molecular function: guanyl-nucleotide exchange factor activity.
UAUCUCUCACCCUCUCUCACACACCAACUGUCAGUACAGUAGUAAUAAAGUAGGAUCACUGUUUUUAAAUACCCCUCCCCUUUUUUCACUUUCUGACCCUCUUCUUUGCCGAAGAGGUGAAGAGGCAGUCUACAGAAAGAAUAUCUUUUUGAAUCCAGGCAUGAUGUGAUGUGGGUCUAUGUGGAUAAGAGCAGAGGGAUUAUACAGAUGUUGCAUGUAAAUUCAGAGCUCAGGAUUACCUCUGAACCGAGAGUAGGAGAGUAGGAGUAAACAUCGUCAGAGUGCCAUGCUGCAGGGUGGUGGUACAGCUGUGUUUACCCGGGUGGUAUGAUGGGGCGUCGUGGCCUAGGGGUGUGUGGCUGUGCACACUUCUGUCAGAAAGUUUUGGCCAGGUGUAAGUGCUGCUUCACACAGCAAGAGGCAUACACAUUGACAGAGCUCAGCGAUGUCUCCUUGCCUCCUGAUAUACCUUCAAUCUCCAUCUCAAUUGAUGACCUUUCUCCAAUCUCACCCAGCAACCAUCAGCCUCUUUCCACUAGACAACCAUGUAGCACACCCAAAUGCUCCAUCAAAGCCUUCAGGAGAUGGUUGAGCAGCCCAGUUCGAAGGUUUAGCCUGGGCACAGGUGGCAAGAGUCAGAGCUCACAGGACAUUCAGAGCCUAGAAGGGUCAUCCUAUAUGUUUCUCCCUCUCUCACCUGCUAAAAGCUCAUUGAGCCCAACAGCGAAGUCCAACAAACUGUCCCGCUCCUACAGAUCUCUGGAGUGUGCUGAACUUUCAAGGCCAUCAUCUCCUGACAGUUACCCAAGAUACCUAAAUGAUAUCUUGCAGGGGCAUCGAUGUUGCGAUGUGCAUUCUGGGGAGAGAGAUCUCGACUUGACUGAUGAGACACUGGUACAAUCACAGAGUCCAGAGGAUGAUGAGCAGGAGAGAAGAACAGCCUUAGAGAAAAGCAUAUAUGUGCUGACAGAGCUGGUAGAAACAGAGAAGCUGUAUGUGGAGGAUCUGGGGCUUGUGGUGGAGGGUUAUAUGGCUACAAUGAAUAGUGUUGGGGUGCCCGAGUAUCUGGCGGGAAAGGAUAAAAUUGUGUUUGGGAACAUUCAUCAGAUCUACGAUUGGCACAAAGACUAUUUUCUUGGAGAGUUGGAGAAAUGUGUGUGUGAACCUGACCUGCUGGCACAACUGUUUAUCAAACAAGAGAGGCGGCUCAACAUGUAUGUGGUUUAUUGUCAGAACAAGCCAAAAUCAGAGCACAUUGUCUCAGAGUAUAUUGAAACCUAUUUUGAGGAGCUGAGGCAACAGCUGGGUCACAGACUGCAGUUAAAUGACCUGCUAAUCAAACCUGUUCAGAGAAUCAUGAAGUAUCAGCUGCUGCUGAAGGACUUCUUGAAGUACUACACUAAAGCAGGCAGACAAACAGAAGAUCUUGAGAGUGCAGUAGAGGUGAUGUGUUUUGUUCCAAAGCGAUGUAAUGACAUGAUGAAUGUUGGAAGACUACAGGGUUUUGAGGGUCAGAUGAGAGCACAAGGGAAACUCUUGCAACAGGACACCUUCACAUUCAUUGAGAAUGAGAACAGUAUUCUCUCCCGUCCCAAAGAGAGAAGGGUGUUCCUCUUUGAGCAACUUGUCAUCCUCAGUGAGCCAAUCGACCGCAAGAAAGGUUUUUGCCUGUCAGGAUACAUCUAUAAAAACAGCAUCAAGAUUAGUUGUUUGGGAAUUGAGGAACAUUGCCCAGAUGAUCCAUGUCGGAUGGUGUUGACGUCUCGUAAUAUCGAUGGAAGCAUGCACCGAUUCAUUCUUCGAGCAUCAUCUCCAGAAAUCAGAAUGACCUGGGCAAAUGACAUCAUACAGAUGCUGGAGACACAGCGCAACUUCUUAAAUGCCCUGCAGUCUCCUAUUGAAUUCCAGAGAAAAGAAACUGAAUCUUUUAACCUGGGAAAGAGCUUGACAACUUCACCCUCACUGAACUCUGGCCUGCAACCCUAUAGCUCUGCCUUCACAGACCCCCAGGCUUUGCCCUCCUGGAAUUCUUCACAGCCUUCUACGCCUCACUGAAAGCUUUCUGUCAUUCCUAAAAAGGCAUUUUCUUAUCUUCCACUGUCAUGAACUCAUAAAAUGCCUGUCUGCUACCCUCAGGAGAACAUUACAAGAAGAUAAAGGAAGACUUAAUCAAUUUUCAAGUUAAUUAUGUCUGAUAGAAAAGUGAUUUAAUCAUUUAUUAGAACCUAAUUAUUCUUCCUUCUUCCAUUUCAAUAUGAUAUUGCACAAAAACUGAAAAUCUAUCACAACCUUUUGCAUUUUUAAAUUUUUUUGCUUUAAGGUAAUGAACUGUAUAUGCUAAACUUAAUGUCACUGACAGGAUAUAAUUCAUGAAAGAAUGAAUAUGAUAAUACAAAUUAUAUUUGUAGCUACUGCUAAUUCUAUAUUACUGAAAUUGUGGAUGAGGAGGUGAUAUAUAACCCCAAUUCAAGAGAAAUUGGGACGUUUUGUAAAAAUGCAACAAAAUCAAGAAUGUUAUUUGUUCACU